Molecule: messenger RNA, 3996 nt
Organism: Paramisgurnus dabryanus
Lineage: Eukaryota; Metazoa; Chordata; Actinopteri; Cypriniformes; Cobitidae
Source: RefSeq, a predicted model, not a curated record
UCAUGCUUUUUUCCCGGAUAAUUUGAGCACGUCACUGAGUCCUUCCCACAAAGUUGGAAAACAGCGGAGCGUCCGUGAACGCGACCGGACACACGAGUGCCGCGUCUGAAGAUCAAGAAUGCUAAGACACAAUGGAUCCCAUAGUUGAUUCGGGUACCUUUGCUCUCCCUCAACCAACACGCCAGCCUCGCCCCUGGCACCCGAUCGCGCCUCUUUUACCUCCUCCUGGAAGCUUCAGUAGACUUCUCACAGGAGAAAAGUGAACACAUCUUGUGUAAAUAUGACCGAAUGGAGAUCUCAGUGGCGUCUGGUCCUUCUCAACUCUUUAACAUGUGGUCUGGAGAUCUGCCUGGCGGCCGGGAUCACCUACGUGCCCCCUUUACUGCUGGAGGCCGGUGUGGAAGAACAGUACAUGACUAUGGUCUUAGGUAUUGGACCUGUCCUGGGUCUUCUCUUCAUCCCUCUGAUUGGCUCAGCCAGCGAUCAUUGCAACAGCAGUUAUGGCCGCAGACGGCCCUUCAUCUGGCUGCUGUCAUUGGGAGUUCUCCUCGCUCUGCUUAUUAUCCCGCACGCUGAUGUGUUGGCCGCCCACCUCAGUUGGGGCAGUACCCGCCGUAACCAGGCUCUCCAGGUGGGCCUGCUCAUCCUCGGUGUUGGUCUAUUGGACUUCUGCGGGCAGGUGUGCUUCACCCCCCUUGAGGCGCUACUUUCAGACCUGUACCGUGAACGGGACGACUGUGGACAGGCUUUCGCCAUGUUCUCCUUUAUGGUUAGUCUGGGUGGCUGCGUGGGAUAUCUGUUACCCGCGCUGGAUUGGAGCGGAGGCCUUCUCUCCUUUUACCUGGGUGGACAAGCGGAGUGUUUGUUCUCCGUCCUCAUCCUCAUUUUUGUGGUCAGCGUACUGGUCACCAUGAAGGUUUCCGAGGAACAUUGUGGGACGUCCACUCUAGAACCGGGCCCGUUGGAGUUGGGACGAUGUUUUCCGCGUUCGUGCUGCUACCUGUUUCAGUGUAAGCUGCGGUCGCUUAAGUCCGGACCGCUGAUGUGCCUUUUGAGAACUUGCUGGUCUAUGACACCAGCCAUUUACAGCAGCUACUGCCAUGUGCCGCGUGUCAUGCGACAGCUGUGCUUGGCUCAGCUCUGCAGCUGGAUGGGCGUCAUGUCCUUCAUGCUUUUCUACACAGAUUUCAUCGGUGAGGGACUCUACCAGGGGGUUCCCAGUGCCGCUCCUGGCACCGAUCUCAGGCAGCGCUAUGAUGAAGGCAUACGAAUGGGCAGCCUCGGAUUGUUUCUGCAGUGCGCUACCUCAACUUUCUUCUCGUUGGUCAUGAGCAAGCUGGUACAUCUGUUCGGGUCCAGGACCGUCUAUCUGAGCAGCAUGGUGUGCUUCACCGUAUCCGCUUUGGUCAUCUGCCUGUCCAAAAGCGUGCUGUUGGUCACGGCUAUGUCCGCCCUCACUGGCUUUGCAUACGCAACACUGCAGACGCUGCCUUACACACUUACGUGCCACUACCACAAAGACAAACAGGUGUACAUGCAAAGCACCCAAACCAAAAAACUGCACAAAAACGGAUUUCCGAUCACAAGGGAUUCUGUGUGUUUGACUUUAGACACUGACUCUGGAGAUCUCACCCACAAGAACGGCAUUUCUAACGGGAAUGCUCAUUACAGUAGCGAUGGACAAACAUAUUAUCAACCUUUGCAGAACGGUGCAGUCACUUUGGAGUCUGAGGAUUUUGAAAAGCGUGGGGUGGGACUUGACUUCGCCAUUUUGGAUAGCACCUUUCUUCUCUCUCAGGUCUUCCCUACCUUCUUCAUGGGCAUGAUCGUCCAGUUCACACAGUCCGUCACUGCUUAUAUCGCGUCAUCUGCCAUUUUCGGUGCCAUUGGCAUCUAUUUUGCCACCCAUAUCAUCUUUGACCAAAAGGAUCUUUGAAGCUGAAAGUUGCAGUGAUGAUCAUCAGUUUUUUUCACCUGGAGGAAUAAAAGUCUCAGGUUUACUGAUCGCUGGUCACCUUUUAUUUCUCAUAUAGGUUGUGUUUAUUUGGGGAUGAAGUGUUCAGUAGCAGACACUUUGAGAAUGGGACCAAUGGACACAUUAAACUUUACAUCUCGAUGUAAUUACUGUUGUAAAGAACUAUUUUAUUGUGUAUAUAUAUUUUUAUAUUAAUAAUAUAUACAUAUAUUUAUAUCCCUAUGGGAAUUUUUAUGCAACCCAUUUUGGUGAUCAUCUUUAUUUAUGUAGUAAUUCUAACCUCAUUUGACGUGUCAAACAAACGUGUCUUAAUUUUAUUUUUAUUUAAUUUUUUGCUUGGUCAGUAUCAAGAGAUAUAUCACAGUAUAUACACAUAUAAAACAAGACAAUCUGGGAGAUUUUUUACAAGAAACUUUACACACAGACUACCUUAAACAUAUAUUCUGUAAACAUCAGGUCAACAAAAUUACAUUUUUGUGUUGUGACUGACAAAUGAAAUUGUACAAACCUGUACCAGUUUCAUGUCCCCUUGUAAUGUAUUUGUAAGUACACUCACUAUUGGUCCGACAGUGUGUAUACAUGUAGCUUUAUUUGUUGAAGUGUAAGAUUCUCAGGAUGGACUUAAAAAAUUGUCUUUAAGCACAGCACAAUGUACAAAUAAAAAGGAACUGAUAUUUUCAUUGCUAAGACUAUACUGUCAUAUUUUUACAUUGCUUUUCAAAGACAACUAAUGUUUGAUUUUAAUUUAUAACCAAAAUGUACUUUCUUACUCUGAUGGCAUCAUAAAUCCCUCUUAUCUUUAUCUUAUGUUUACUCUAAAACCAUUUGUUGCCAUGUCUGGUUAAUCCAGGUUAAAGUCUCAUAGGAGCAUCAAAGUUUGAUUUUAAUCUUUGACUUGACCUUACUCAGUCAAUAUUAAAGAUAUCAAGGUAAUAUUUUCACAAAAUGUUGUUUACAUUAUAUAGGAUUAUUUUAAAACAAUCACAAAAAUGACUUAAGCUGGGUUUCUACAUUUAUAAUCCUAUUAAUCCGUGUGGUUAAAAUCCUGUUGCUUUGUUUCACUUAGAAAUAAUGUGUUGUAAAACUGUUGAUAGCUUUGAAUUAGUGGUGUUUUGUUAUAAAUGGCUGCCAUUCCACCCUCAAGUGACAUGAUGCUAUUCAUCUCAGCCAGCUAAUGCUUUUUUCUUUUGUUCCCUGAAUUAGACUUGUAAAGUGUUUAGACAAUGAACACUGACUGUCAGUCUGUCAGCCACUUUUAUUGAGGCUGUAAGAAUGAAUGAAAAAUGGGACAGGCUUUUACAAAGGAGAAAAAACUUGAGCUUUGCCGUCCGUAGGGAUUCUGUCUGGCUCAGAUUGAAUGAUCAUUUAUUCAGUACUCUUUAGGUCGCUGUCAUAUCACUGCAAUGUGUCAUCAUAACAGAUACAAAGACAGAAGGAUUCAAUCUGCUUAUCCAAGUCUGAUCAAUGUUGAGGUUUACCUAACGUGCUUGUCGAAACUAAAUGGUUUGGCUGCUAUAUUGAGUUUGUUUAAUAACCCACUUUUGCGUUGUAAAAAAUUAACAUUUUUGACUAAUGUGGGCUAAUUGGCUUUGAGAGGGAAUGAAUUUUCAUAUGAGGGUCUGAAAUAUCAUAAAUAUGACUUACUUCAGGAUGUUACAAAAGAUUUUGUAGCUUGUUGGGACAACUCACCAAACAAGAUUUAUAUCUGUAUAAUUUUGUGAAAAUGAUAAUUAAUAUUAACAAUAUAAAAAAAUUAACAAAGGGGUCUUAAAAGUGUGUAAAAAAAAUCCAAAUUGCUCAAAAUAAGUUUCAACAUUGUUAAAUAUCGCCAUCUACUGGACACGUGUUUCAUCUAAAAUCUAUCUAUCUAUCUAUCUAUCUAUCUAUCUAUCUAUCUAUCUAUCUAUCUAUCUAUCUAUCUAUCUAUCUAUCUAUCUAUCUAUCUAUCUAUCUAUCUAUCCGAAAGCUCAAUCUAUCUAUUUGUCUGUCUAUCUAUCUAUCUAUCUAUCUAUCUAUCUGUC